Molecule: messenger RNA, 938 nt
Organism: Amorphotheca resinae ATCC 22711
Lineage: Eukaryota; Fungi; Ascomycota; Leotiomycetes; Helotiales; Amorphothecaceae
Exons: 1
Coding region: 95-838 (247 amino acids)
Biological process (GO): ubiquinone biosynthetic process; cellular respiration
Cellular component (GO): mitochondrion
Molecular function (GO): ubiquinone binding
Source: RefSeq, a predicted model, not a curated record
ACUGUUCCCUCCAUCGUUUGCGUUCUUUCUGUUGUAAUGAGAACUCCUUGUGUAUAAUUACUUUGCUUUACUCCAAUUGGGGCGCCCGCCAGUCAUGUCAACAAAAGCCUUGCUUCGAACAGUUAGGCCAACAGCCAUCCGCUCAUUCAAAGCUCCACAACGAACCUUCAUCACACUUCCAGGAGUCGAAUCACAAUCCCUGACGGCUACUCGAAUACUCCCAUACAAACCCAGCAGCCUCUACACCAUCAUUGCCGAUGUCGACAGCUAUUCGAGCUUCCUUCCCUACUGCCUCGACUCCAAAGUCACGAAGUGGUCCGCUCCAGACGCGAACGGAAAUCGGUGGCCCGCGGAAGGAGACCUGAAAAUCGGCUGGGGCGGAUUCGAGGAGACCUUCACCAGCCGAUUAUUCUGCGUGCCAGGCUCCAUCGUUGAGGCUCUCGGCGGGGAAGCGGUCACCGAUCUACCCAAAUCCGACCUUGCGCAUCACGCAGCGACGUUUGAUGCCCCAGCGGUCGCGAAUAAUAUCUUCAAAUCUAUACGCACGAGAUGGCAUGUGAAGCCGUUUCAGUAUAAGCCUCCGGCUGGGCAAUUGCAGCCGAAUAGGAUGGGCCUCCCGGCGCGGGAGCAGACGGAGGUGCAUCUGUCGAUUGAUUUUCUGUUUUCGAAUCCGAUAUAUGCGGCUUUGAGCAAGGCUGUUGCGCCGAAGGUUGCGAGCGUUAUGAUUGAGGCGUUUGAGGUCAGAGCGAAGAAGUUGUUAGAUGGUCCAGGUGCAGAUGUGAAGGGGCCGCUUCCAUUAGAUGGCCCUUUGGGUGCCGGGAAGAAGAUUGGCGCAUGAGAGGCAUACCUUAGAUAGGCGUUCAAUGGGGGCUCUUUCAUGGAACGGAGUGUGGAUAGACUGUGCCAUUUAGGCCUCAGAGCCGUGUACUUGUAUACCA